AUGGCGGCCUCCAGGAGCGGUUCCCAGAGGCCCAAACCAUCCAGUCUCCCAGGAGGUCUGAGCAUUUCAUGCCCUGAGGCGCUGUCAAGCUCGCCGUACUCCGACAAUGAGCGUCAGUGUUUCUCGGCUACUUCCCCCAUGGGACAGCAGCCAAAAGAUGCUUUCAAAAAAACCUCCUCCUACCUGCUCCGGCAGCUCAUUCACCGCUAUCGGAGGCUGGACGCUGAAGAAACCUGGGACGAGGACGAGGAGGAGGACCAAGUCGAGGACCAAGACGAAUCCGAGGCGUCCUCAGAAUCCGAAAUACAGAAUAUGGAGGGGGAAUUUGACGGGGUCCUGAGAGAGGAGGUGGUGGCUGAGGCACUGCACAAAUUAGGACGCUCCGGCGGUGGCACUGAGCAGGCCUACCUCAAUGUAACUUUAUCCGGCUGUGCUUUAGUGGACGUCAGCAUUCUCCGUGGAUAUGUUCACCUGCAGAAGUUGGAUCUUUCAGUAAAUAAAAUUGAAGAUCUGUCAUGUGUGAGUGGUAUGCCUUAUCUUCUAGAACUUAAUGCUUCUCAGAAUAAACUGACUACAUUCUUCAACUUCAAGUCACCCAAAAAUCUCAAGAAGGUGGAUUUUUCCUACAACCAAAUUUCUGAAAUGUCUGACUUGUCUGCGUACCAGGCGCUUACCAAACUAAUUCUGGACAGCAAUGAAAUUGAAGAAAUCAAAGGACUAGAGCUAUGCAGUAAUUUAACUCACCUUAGCUUGGCCAAAAACAAGAUCACGACACUUAAUGGCUUAAGUAUGUUACCAAUCAAAAUUCUCUGUCUGAGCAAUAACCAGAUUGAGAAGAUCACAGGUCUGGAGGAUCUAAAAGCCCUGCAAAUCGUGGAUCUGUCCAACAAUCAGAUCAGUAGUCUCCAAGGCUUAGAGAAUCAUGACCUCUUGGAAGUUCUCAACCUAGAAGAGAAUAAGAUUGCUGAGCUGCGUGAAAUAGAAUACCUUGAAAAUCUACCUCUCCUUCGAGUCCUCAAUCUUUUAAGGAAUCCAAUUCAGGAAAAAUCGGAUUACUGGUUCUUCGUAAUUUUCAUGCUACUGCGAUUAACAGAGUUAGAUCACAAGAAGGUUACAGUGGAAGAAAAGGUAUCAGCAGUGAAUAAGUAUGACCCUCCCCCGGAAGUGAUUGCGGCUCAAGACCACCUGACCCAUGUCGUAAACAGCAUGAUGCAGCCGCAGAGAAUCUUCUACAGCACCCUGCCAAGUCUGGAUGCUCCCUAUCCCAUGCUGAUACUGGCUGGUCCUCAAGCUUGUGGGAAACGAGAGCUUGCACACCGCCUCUGCAGACAGUUUAGUACCUACUUCAGAUACGGGGCCUGCCACACGACAAGACCACCGUACUUUGGAGAAGGGGACCGAGUUGAUUAUCAUUUUAUCUCUCAGGAAGUUUAUGAUGAAAUGCUACACAUGGGGAAAUUCAUUCUGACGUUCCGUUACGGGGAUCACAAUUAUGGGCUGAACCGAGACACCGUGGAAGGCAUUGCCAGGGAUGGCUUAGCAAGCUGUAUUCACAUGGAAAUAGAGGGUGUCAGAAGUUUGAAGUGUUCCUAUUUUGAGCCUCGCUAUAUCUUGGUGGUGCCCAUGAACAAGACAAAAUACGAGGGGUACUUGCGGAGAAAGGGACUCUUCAGUCGUGCCGAGGUUGAGUUAGCUGUCUCCAGAGUGGACCUUUAUAUUAAAAUUAACCAGAACUUUCCGGGAUACUUUGAUGCAGUAAUCAACGCAGAUGACCUGGAAAUUGCCUACCAGAAGCUGAGCCAGCUCAUUAGAGAAUACCUGGAUUUGACUGAGGAACCUGCCAAGGGCUUGGCACCAACCACAGAUAUUUCCACGUCUCACCUGAUACCCAAAGAGCCCUUUAGGAAGCUGUCAACGUUGAGUUCAAGUGACUUACUGGAUUCUACAGACAAAAAUUACAUUGUUAAAUUAUGUGCUACCCUUUCAGCCAAAACACCACCAGCGGAAAGACACUCUAUGCAGAGGCAGCAUGAGCGAGCCUGGCAGGCGCUAAUGGGAAAGACACCCCCAGAUCACACACUCCUUUUUCAAAGGGGUCCAGUCCGAGUACCCGUGCCUGUCACCAGCGAUCUGCAUUACUUCACAAAACUAGGAGAACUGCAGGAAGCCUCUGAGUUUUAUGAUGAUGAUUAUGCUGUAACUCCCUUUGGCUCAUAUUCCGAGGAGAGGAUGAAGCCAGGAAAGGAAAAUCCCAAAGGAAAGGACCCUGGAGGCAGGGAGAACAUUGCACUGCUCAAGUAUGCGGCUUUACGGCAGAGAAACUCUUCCCAGAGUGAAAAGCCUGCGGUGCCCAGCAUCUGUCGUCCUGGUUCCAACACCAAACCCAUCCUCCCUCCAAUCCCACAGGGUCGCAAGUAG
This is a messenger RNA of Chrysochloris asiatica (Cape golden mole), 2418 nucleotides long. RefSeq names its product leucine-rich repeats and guanylate kinase domain containing (gene LRGUK). Gene Ontology annotation, molecular function: GMP kinase activity; protein binding. The transcript has 21 exons. The record is from RefSeq and is a predicted model, not a curated record. Bases 1 to 2418 code for a protein of 805 amino acids. Lineage: Eukaryota; Metazoa; Chordata; Mammalia; Afrosoricida; Chrysochloridae. Gene Ontology annotation, cellular component: cytosol.